Linepithema humile (Argentine ant) is the source of this 2211-nucleotide messenger RNA. NCBI's taxonomy places the organism in Eukaryota, Metazoa, Arthropoda, Insecta, Hymenoptera, Formicidae. The record is from RefSeq and is a predicted model, not a curated record.
AUGAGUGAACUUUUAGCGAAACAGCACGCGUUGUUUCAUUCAAUCUCACGGUCACUCGACAAUUUUCGAAAGGUCGGGAAAAACAAUUAUACACCCGCAAAAAUACGGUCGCGAGUGUCCGCCCUAAAAGAAACUUGGGCUCAGUGCAUUGAGACACAUUCAUCCUUGAUGCAAGCCGUGCCAGAAGCAAAGAGGGAGUCGGUCGACUACUUCCGGAGUCAGCUUUUCGACAUGCACGAAGACGUUUAUCAGGAGACCCUGGACUACAUGGCGGAGCGCCUCGAGGAGAUCGAACCGCCGAUGACUUCCAACUCGGCAAAUCAUCGCAACAGUGGGUCUCCGUCGGCCUUUUCGCUGUCUCAUUUGCCACCCAUCAGCAUUCCACCGUUUUCGGGCAAGUACGACGAAUGGGAAAACCUCGAUCGCUUCAUCGCCUCUCGCGCUCGCGCUCUCGAGGAAUUGGCGCCUCCAAGCGCGACGAAACUCGCACGGUCGCAAAAGGCAACGAGCGCGACGGCGUCCGCAACGUCUGCAAUCUCGUGCCCACUGUGCAAAUCGGCUCAUUUUAUAAACAAGUGUCCGCAGUUUAUCAAAAAAAGCCCGACUCAACGUGCGGAAAUUAUCAAAAGCAGCAACCGUUGCAUAAACUGCUUGAGCACCAAACACGCGGUAAAAUCGUGCCCCAGGGUGUACGCCUGUCGCACGUGUCAGCGAAAGCAUCACUCGAUGUUACAUCUCAAUGCGGAUUCUCCAUCAAUCGAAGCAGCCAGCCCGCUCGACUCCGAUGCGCAAGCAAAGACCGCUGAUACUGCGGCUGGCACUGCAUUAAAUAUGACGACAAUAACUUUUUCGCGACCUCACGUGCUGCUAGCGACCGCUAAAGUCCAGGCUCGGACAGUAUCAGGUCGUGCCAUCGUCGUUCGAGCAUUAAUCGAUCAAGGCUCGGAAAUAACCUUUAUGACCAAACGACUUGCGCGGCUCCUGAAAGUGCGCCGCGUUCGCGCGCCGGUUGCCAUUUCCGGCGUCGGAGGCAUCGACGCUGGCACUUGUUGUUACGCCGCCAACAUUAUUCUUUCUCCUUGCGACAACUCGAAGCCGGUCCUCGAGAUUUGCGCGUCUAUAUUAAAGUCGCUUACGAGCUACGCACCGUCACCUGCAGUCUCUCCCGUCAAUUGGGAUCAUCUCGCGGAUCUUUCCCUAGCGGAUCCGGAUCUCCUCAGCGCAGAUCCAAUUGAUCUUCUUUUAGGCGCCGAUCUUUAUAGUAAUCUGAUUCUCGAGGGCGUGCAAAAGGGCAAAAGCGGCCAACCUGUGGCGCAAAAGACCGUCUUUGGAUGGAUCAUCUCGGGCUCGACGGCGACUCGUAAGGCCUCACGUAACGUCACCGUCCUGUAUUGCGCAAACAAUCCAUCACUCGACCAGCUUCUCCAGAAUUUUUGGGAGAUCGAGGAGCUGCCGCGACAGACACUAUUCAGCCCCGAGGAGCAGCAGUGCGAGGAGCAUUUUGCGUCGACACAUUCGCGCGAUUCGAACGGUUGGUACAUCGUGCGUCUCCCAUUCAAGCGAGGCCCUCCGAUCGAAAUUGGAAGCUCGCACGGGACCGCCAAACGCCUUUUGCAAGGAUUGCAGCGACGCUUCAAUGGACAUCCGCAAUUAAAAACGGAAUAUAGCGACUUUCUUAGCGAGUAUAAGCAAAUGGGACACAUGCGAACAAUAUCGUCUCCCGGGCCCGACUCGGCGCAAUGCGUCUACAUUCCGCAUCAUCCGGUCAUUCGCGAGAGCAGCGUUACCACGCAUUUGCGCGUCGUUUUUAACGCCUCGAGUCGCACUAGUGAUGGAUCGUCGCUAAAUGAUCAUUUGCUCGCGGGUCCGAAAUUACAGACCGACUUAGCCGCUGUAAUUCUACGAUGGAAACAGUUUUGCUACGUUUACGCUGCCGAUAUCGCUAAAAUGUAUCGCCAAAUACGGGUAGAUCCUCGCGACGUCGACUACCAGCGAAUCUUGUGGUUUCGUGAUGACGACCAGAGUGUUCAAGCAUAUCAGCUGCUUACGGUGACAUACGGUACGGCGUCGGCUCUAUUUUUAGCACUUUGCGUGCUUCGUCAGCUCGCUCAAGACGAAGGAGAUGCGUUUUUCUUGGCUGUCUCAGUGCUCCAAGAUCACAUCUACGUCGAUGUCCUCUUCGGGGCGGACGACAGCUUAAACGAUGCUUAA